AUGCCAAAACAAACGCGACUUUGCUUCCUACCUUCGGGAGAGCUUACCUACAGCUCAGAAGAUCCUUUGCCAGACUAUCCUCUGCUGAGCCACGCGCCAUUCUGGCCAAAACUUUGUCAUAAUGAUAGCUCAAUUCUCAAUGCUCCCAAGCUAAACUCAAAGUCACAUCUGCUACGUCUCCCAGACGAGGUCUUACAGCCGAUCCUACAGGACGCUGUUAGAGAGCCCGUAGAGUUCUCGCUUGAACAGCAAGCAUAUUGGAGUUUUUACUUUGACAAAUUUGACUAUGACGACGAUGACGAUCUGGUCAUGUCUGAGCCAGCGAGGGGCUGGGUUCGGUAUGCAGCUAUUUACAGGCUCAUCUGGGUCUGUAAACGAUUUCAUACCCUGUUACUGCCUUUGAUGUAUGAAAAUGUGUCACUGGAUGUUACGACCCAGUUCUUCCAUUGUCCACCCCAGGAAAAGCUCUUUCGCGAUGAGAUCUUGCGACGCCCCCUCCUGCAAAACUAUAUCAAGCACCUAGCAGUAUAUAACCAGUCACUCCAAAGCCCUAUCGUCCAGUUGGCCUGUGCAUUUCCGAACAUCAACAAACUCUCUUUGAAGCGCGUACGGAAUGAGAGCGAGAUUGACUUAUCCUCAAUAGGACCAGCCGAGGAACAAUUAAGAACAGCGAGCUUUACCCAUAUUCAAUUUUAUGACUUGCAUAUGCGACCAGAAGCCGUAAAAAGAUUUCUCGAAUGGCCCAAGGAACUUCACGGAUUUGUCGUUAAUGACAUGACCUCCGACGGAUCUAGCUGGGCUUAUACUGAACCCGAUCCUGCUUAUCGCUGGAACCACGCGCUCUUAGUUGAUGUUUUAUCCCCACAGAAAGAUCAUCUCAGGUCCCUCGACGUUGGGUGGCUGGGGUAUGACCACGACCAAAACACCUUUCAAGUCUCUGCGUUUCCUAAUCUACGAAGUAUGGCCUUGACCGUGGCCUACGAGCGUCCCAACGAGGAAGCUUGUCGUAACUGGCUGACACCCUCCUUGAACACUCUGAUCCUCGAUUUACACAGGAACGAUUCUCAGUGCGGCCCUUCAAGCCACAAUUGCAUGCGUAAGCGUGGCGCCGAGUCCAUCGGUUCAUUUGUGAGGAUGGCACGAGAAUGGUUAGAAAAAGAUGGCAGUGUAGUAGGGCUGAGGAGAAUCGGUAUACGCGCAUACAGCAGAGGAGAUGAUGCGUGGCGGGAUGAGGAAGAAGGGUACUGUAGGCACGAUGAUUAUGAUCUGGAAAUGUGGACGAACCUUAUUCAAUGUCUUAAGGAAAUUGAAACACAAGGCUUUGAAGCAUUCUGGGACGGUUCAAACCUACGACGUUUUGGCUUUCACUCCUUCGACGAACGGUACCUAUUCAAGAAUCGUGACCAAGAAUCUCGAAGGGUUUCUGAAAUGAACCCCCCAGAAAAAGCCAACGAAGCGACAUCUGCAUCUGAGCUUGUCUCGGAAGUCCGGAGUGUCGCUGGCUUUGUUGAAGAUCAGCCUUAUAGCUGCCAUCUGGGUAGCUGA
Messenger RNA from Fusarium coffeatum, 1545 nucleotides. RefSeq lists its product as uncharacterized. The coding region runs from base 1 to 1545 and encodes 514 amino acids. The record is from RefSeq and is a predicted model, not a curated record. NCBI's taxonomy places the organism in Eukaryota, Fungi, Ascomycota, Sordariomycetes, Hypocreales, Nectriaceae. The transcript has 3 exons.